AUGUUUAGUCAGUCAUCAAGACAAAAUAUAAAUAAGACAAUUCAUAACGGGCAGAAAGGUUACAUUUGUAAGGAAUGUGGCAGAGCCUUUAAGUGGCACUCAAGACUAAUUCAACAUCAGCGAAUGCAUACUGUCAAGAAACUUUACAAAUGUGAUGAAUAUGGUAAAACUUUAAUGUGUGCCACAAGACUAAAUGAACAUAGGCGAAUCCAUCAUGGAGAAAAACUUUACCAAUGUCAGGAAUGUGGCAAGUCCUUUAAGUGGCACUCAUCUCUUAUUGGACAUCACAAAAUCCAUGCUGGGGAGAAACCUUACAGAUGUGAAGAAUGUGGCAAGGCCUUUACCCAGCACUCAAACCUCUCGGCACAUCGCAGAACCCACACGGGAGAGAAACCUUACCAAUGUAAAGAAUGUGGCAAGGCCUUUAGCCAGCUCUCAAACCUUACUGUACAUCACAGAAUCCAUACUGGAGAGAAACCGUACCUUUGUCAAGAAUGUGGAAGGGCCUUUAGCCAACAAGCAUCCCUUAGUCAGCAUCACCGAAUCCAUACUGGAGAGAAACCUUACCGAUGUCAACAAUGCGGCAAAGCCUUUCGACA
Molecule: messenger RNA, 599 nt
Organism: Suricata suricatta (meerkat)
Lineage: Eukaryota; Metazoa; Chordata; Mammalia; Carnivora; Herpestidae
Product: zinc finger protein 3-like
Exons: 1
Biological process (GO): regulation of transcription by RNA polymerase II
Cellular component (GO): nucleus
Molecular function (GO): DNA-binding transcription activator activity, RNA polymerase II-specific; RNA polymerase II cis-regulatory region sequence-specific DNA binding
Source: RefSeq, a predicted model, not a curated record